AUGUCUCUCAAAACCUUGUUUGAGGUGGAGGCCGUUGGCGGCUCAGGGAUCGUAUUAACAGUGGAACAGGAGCAGAUUCAGAAGAGGACAUUCACAAACUGGAUCAAUGCACAGCUCUCCAAGAGGAGCCAUCCAACUGUUGUCCAGGAUCUGUUCUCAGAUCUUCGAGAUGGGACUCGACUGCUUGACCUGCUGGAGGUGAUGAGUGGCCAACGCAUGAAGCGCGAGCGGGGUCAUGGUGUGUUUCAGCAGAGAGGCAACAUUGAGACUGCUUUGAACUUCUUGAAGAAUAAAUCGAUCAAGCUGGUGAACAUAAACAUCCCAGACAUCAUAGAGGGGAAACCUUCCAUCAUUAUGGGCCUGAUAUGGACCAUCAUUCUGCACUGUCACAUAGAGGAGCUAGCCAACACUCUCUCUUACGGAUCCCGUUCAUCCUCCCUGGAUUCUCUGUCCAGUCUAGAUUCUGUUCCUGGAUCUCCACGCAGUAGUCCUGUUCCACGUGGAGCAUCACCGCUCCGCACCCGCUUCCGUCUGUCUGCUAAGAAGGCUUUGCUCCUGUGGGUUCGGGACCAGUGCCAGAAAGUUGGUUGCUCAGCCAGUGUGAGGGACUUUAAGUCCAGCUGGAGGAGUGGUGAGGUGUUUCUGGCCAUCCUCUGCUCUCUUAGACCUGAUCUGGUGGACCUCUCUCAAGUCCAGACCAGCAGCCACCGGGAAAACUUGGAGAGGGCGUUUUACCUCGCUGAGAAGGAGCUCAGAAUUCCCAGACUGCUCGAGCCAGAAGACAUUGAUGUCAGUAACCCUGAUGAGAAGUCUAUCAUGACAUACAUUGCUCAGUUCCUGCAGUACUCCAACGACCUGCCCGUAGCUGAUGACGAUUUUGAGGCUUCACCCAGUCAGAAAGCCAGAGAGAUGAAAUGCUGGCUAGAGCGAGCCUAUCAGGAGUUAUUGGAGGCAUGGAAUUCCACAGAGGGGAAUGGAUAUGCCGAGAGGUAUCAGGCAUUUCAGAACUUUUUGGGGACUUAUUAUGACCAGCGAUGUCCAGUUAUUACAGUUCUCAGCGCAAUGAGACACUGCGCUAAACCAAGUGAGGAGCAGAUGGCAUUGAGAAAAGCCUGGGACACCAUGGAGGAGAGGUUGCAAGAGUACAGAACAGAGCUUGAUGUUGGUUUGCCAGCCCCUCUGAACACACUGGGCCGGUGGCUCCAGCAUAUGGAAGCUGUGCUGUCUGAAGACAGCGGGAGCACAGAAGAUCAUGCACUUGCUGCCAGAGAUGCCAGACACAAGCAAGAACAGCUGAAGGUCUUGGUUGAGGACUUAAGCCAGCACUUGAACACCCUUCAUCACUACCGUAACACAGAUGAUGAUGGCUGUCUUCAAGUGCCAAUCGAGAAGCUGGAGGAGAUCAAGAGACGUUUUACCAGUGCCAGAGUGACAGCCAAGUACCACGGCAUCAAGCUACAAUACAGAGAGCAGAUGCACCAUGUUUAUGACCUGCUGGGAUGUCUGAAGUCUAAGCUGAGCCUGUGGAGAGGACCUUAUGGCUCCCAAGAGUCUGUGCACUCUCUGCAACAGGAUUGGCAUGACACUGUUGACAAGCAAGGCCUGGUGUGGAUGUUGAAGGAAGCACUUCAUAAGCUGAAGGACACAGCAGUCAGUUAUACCAACAAAGCAGCUCUGGCCGACGACUCGCCUGUGGUAAACAGGCAGGUAAAGGAGGCCGAUAGUGAGACGGGAGUCAGUACAGAAGCUGCAGAAGCAGCAAGAUCCACCAUGGAGCGUGUGCUGGCUGCAUGGGUGUCCUACAAAGACUGCCUGUAUUUAUUACAGGUCUGGCUGGGCCAGGAGGGACAAUCAGAGGCACACGGGCAGGAGCACAAGCAUUUUUCCUCCAACUUGAAUGAGUGGAGAUCACGUCAAGCCCAGCUGAAUGAGGCGGGAAACUUUCUCAUUGAUAUGAGUGAUGCCUCCACCAGCCACUCUCUGACUGAAGAGCUCCGCAAACUGAACAUACAGUGGGCUGACUUUAUAAAAAGGACCAAGUUUGCAGUGGCCCCUCCGCCCAUCGCUGCAGUCCUGGGUGUCCAGGCUGCUCAGUCUCUGAUGCAGGAAGCCAGCUGGGUGCUUAGAGAGACUGUGGAGGCGUCAUCUGGACCUCUACGCAUUUACAGAAAGAAACUCCAGGGCAUAAUUAAGAAGAUGUCAGCGUUCAAUUUGAACUCUUUGUCUCCAUCUCCAGACUGCAAAGAAGAAACUCUACAGAAACUCAGACAAACUCUUCCAGAGACAUUUGAGACUUUGACCCGGGUGGAUCAGGUGUGUGAGAGACUCCAAAAAGCAACAUCUCUGCUCGAGGGCAGGCUGGCUGAGCUUGAAAACUGGAGCACAGAAGCCCAAGAGGUCUGCAACCACCUAAAAGAAAGGCAGCAUAGGGGCCACCGGGGGCCACAUCCCAGGGCUAAAGGACUGAUCUCCAGAGGUCUACAGUUGGAAGGACAGGUGGUGACAGAAGGUGAGGACCUGCAGGUGCUUGUGACAUCGGUGCAAAAGAACUCCUCCCUGCCUUACUUCAGAACAUCUGCAUUACAAGACCGACUGCAACGGACUGUCUCGCACUGUCAGGAGGUUACCGAGAUGCUCAGUUCUCAUGGAGUGAAGCGUGAAGGACAGCCUAAAGGUGCACAGCCCGCUUCCAAGGUUUUCGUACAGGCAUAUUCUCAGCCUGAAUCCCAAAUUGGAACCAUUCAACACCAUCAGAAACAGACAUUCUCCAAAAGCAGCAUACUUUCUCCAGAGAGCCCAGUAGAACAUCAAAGCCAAGAACUCUAUUCUUCUCAGUUGAAAGCCACCAGUGGCGUACAGCCCCAGGUUCUCCAACAGAAUCAUGAUAAAUCUCCAAAAGACCAAAGAAAAGCUAUGUGCCAAGUACAGCAUGCAGAGCUCAAACAGCCUUUGUUGUCAUCUGUUGUUGGCAGGAAGGUUGAAAUGAAACCCCAGACUGAAGUUCAACUGAUCUCUGUAGACUCGAGCCUAACCAGUAGCUUUGGACCCUUAGACCCUUUGCAGGUUAUCUCUGUAGACCCAAACCAAACCAGUGACUUCAGACCAUCAGAGCUACAGGUUCUCUCAAGCCAAACCAGUGGAUUUAGGCCAUUAGACUCUAUCCAGGUUAUAUCUGUAGAUUCAGGCGAAACCAGGGACUUUGAACCAUCCGACCUUCAGGUUAUCUCUGUAGACUCAAGCCAAACCAGUGGCAUUGAACAAUCAAACCCUCUGCAGUCUCUAUCUUCAACUAUGUCCAGCCCAAGCACAUUGCUUACAUCGGUUACCAUGACUCAACUAAAAAUGCCAGGCGAGCAGCAUCUUGGUUCACCACCAAAAUGGCAACCUCAAACCACCUUGGUGACCCCACACCAAAGACAAAGGGUUCUGGCCAAAAGUCACAGUUUUCCUCAGCCCCAUGAGCCAUCACAAACUCUGCCUGUAACCUCGCUUGCAUCCUGCCCAAGCACUUUGCAUACACUGGUAACAGUGACUCAACAAACGAUGCCAAUCAAGCAGCCACCAAAAUGGCAACCUCUGACCUCCCUGACAACCCUACACCAAAGACAAACGGUUCUAUCCAAAAGUCACAGCUUUCCACAGCCAUCAGAGGCUCCAGGUGUUCCCCAUGUCCCAGUACAGAAUGAGGUGUAUACUAGAGCUCAGGCUUUGGCCAGGAGCAGACUGGAUAAAGCCAAAAAGCACCUGCAUGAACAUAUACAAGAUGUCAUCUCUGUGAUCAGUACCAGAGACAAAUCUAAAAAACAAGCCAAUAAAAAACAGGCGGUGUCACGUAUUCUCAGGCCUGCAGUGUUGGAGACGUUUCUAGAAGCCGUGAAGAGAAUGGGGGAUUUCUGCUCUGAUGCCCAGCUCAGAGACAUGGACCUCCUCUCUCAGUCAGUCAGGGCCCAGUGGGAGGUAUGUGCCACAGCAGCUGUGCGUUCAGUGCAUCUGGAAGCCUUGAGAAGAAUUACAGAGAGUCUGCAGCCUGCAGAGAGUGUUCUUCUCAGCACCACCCAUCUGAGAACAGACACAAAGAAGGUGGAGACUGUUCAGUGCCGCACAGACUCCACAAGUGCCUUGGCACCAUGCCAGGAUGGCAGGGGGGGAGCAGUCAAGGACUGUGUCCUGGUGAGAAAGACUGUACUGCUGGAUGACCUAAGCCUUGACCACUCGCAGGCUGUUGUCCAGACCAACAUUGUGGAGAUAAAACAGAUACCAGAGAGGACCGUCAUCCACCCCUGUUCAGCACAGGAAGAGAAGGUUACCACAGAGGAAACUCAAAGCAGCUACAGUGCUGUUCAGUCAGUCUUCCAGCAGCAGCUGCUUAACAACAGUCAGCAGCUAGGAUCAGAGUUUCCCAUCAGCCCCGGCAGCAAUGCCAGUAUCUCUGCUGACUCCCUGAGAAUUCAACUCCAGCACCUACUGGCUCUUAAGGACCGGACAGAUGCUCUUUGGUGUGAGUUUGAGCUUCAGUAUUCCCAGAGCUCUCAGCGCAUGGAAGAUGGCUGUAAUAUGGAGCAGGAGAGAACUCUGCUUAUUCAACAGUGGAAGGAACAACAGAUGUGCUUUCAGGCCAGGGUGAAGUCCCUUGAAACUGCGGUAGAGCUGCUGGAGUCUGCGGACAAUCAGAUCAGACUGAUUUCUGAUCAUAUCAAACAGAUUAGUCAGAAACCUCUGAAUAUUAGAAACUUUGCCGUUGCUGAUCCCAAAAAUCUACAUGAAGAAAUAAAGCGUCUAGAUGAAAGUAUCGAGAAGGAGCUGUUUCUGCUUAAGAGUGACGGUUCAGUUAGUGAUGCUUCUCAUCUGAGUCCCAUUGAGCUCCAAGCUCAUCUUCCUCUGCAGCAAACGCUCCACAGCCGCACAAAAUGCUUGGACCAGCAAAGACAAUGUCUGAGAAAGAGUGAAUCAGCCCUGGUGGGCCUCGUGAACCUCCUAUCCCAUCUCCAGAAGGUGAAUGCCGAAUUCAAUGCAGCUCACAGUGCAUCAAAUCACAGUUUAGUCUCUAUCCGGCAAAGCCUUCAGCAGGCCAGGGAUGAAUCGGUUCAGCUAGACCAACUGCUGGAUGAUGCUGGUAUGAGAAUAACUCUGGAUGAUAAACCAGGCAGCUGUCAUGAGAUGGUUUCAGCUCUGGCUCUGCGUGUUGAAGAGGUCGAGGCCAGACUGGCUGUAGGGCUGAAGCAGUCUGACAGAGGAGGGAAAGGAAGAGUGGAGGGAGAACAGAUGGACAGAGCGUUCGUUAGGAAGAGGAUGGGCCUGCAGGUCACCCUGAGGGAGGUGCUGACGGCACUCGAAAAACAUGGGCUGAAGGAGCCCACACUUCCUGCACUACAGCACAGGUUACGCUUCCUGACAGACAUGGAGAGUAAACUGGUUGCACUACGCUCAGAGAUUCAGGAUCUAACAAAUACUUGUGCACAGACAAGCACCUCAGACACAGGCAUCAGCGAGCUGCAGACGCAAUUGGAAAACGCGCACAGAGCAGUCACAGAGAGUCGUGAACAGUGUGUCUCUCUGACUGAAUUACUGAAGAAGUUUCAGAGCUGCCGAAAUCGCUUGGGCAGCACUUUGCAGAAAGCAGAGCAGACUAUUGGUGAUCAGGCCUCCUAUAUGGGCAAAGACAACCUGCAGCUCUUGAUCAGUAAGGAUGAGCUCAGGAUUCAAGAGGAGAACAUUGAACAUUUCCAUCGCAGAUCAUCAGAGAUCCAGGAGCUGCUGCAGAGUCGUGAGUUCCUACUGGAGCUACAGGUGAUUGAGAGCCAGCUGAGGAAGAAGAUGGCAGAGGUGAAGGAGCUCUUUUCUGAGGCCAGUGAUGUUUUCAGACAGCUGGAAGCUGCCAAAGGGAAGGUGGCGUCUGAUAUUGCAGAUCACCUGUCCUCCAUUCAAACUAUCACAAAUGCACUGACCUCACUGACCACAUCUGAAAGCCCACAGGUCGUCAACACCGUCCAGGGCUUAUCGGAGAAGCUGCAAGCAGAGGCAGAGCAGGUCGAUGCAUUACUGCAGCAGAUAAAUCUUCUGGCCAGCAUUGCAGGUCUAGAAAACCUGCAGGCACUGGCUGAAGAUGGAGCUCAACUUCAAAAAAGCAUCUGCAUGGCUAGAGAGCUGGUCAUAGAGAAGAGAGAGCAAGCGAUGUACCCCAACAGACCUGAAAAUCUUCAGAUGGCCCGAGAUCCCAAGCACAUUAAGUGGCGGAUCAAAAAAACAGAAGAUACUGCGUCUGAGAUACAGUGUGAAUCUUAUGGUAAAACAGAGGAACAGUCACACAGAGGCCAGACACAAGAUCCUCUUCUUGAGUUGAAAGACUUCAAAGAGCAGGCCUGCAGCUGGACCAGUGAACUGCAUCUGAAGAGUGAUUUUCAGGUUUCUGAGGAUGAGAACCGACAGAUCACACUUGAAGAGAAACUCACAGCUGUGCAGGUAGUUUUCUUGUCAAGGGGAUUUCAUGUGAAUGAAAAAGUUCUUGCCAGCUGGUCCGAUUGUCGAUUUUAUCCUGCGAAAGUCUUGGAUGUCAAUAAAGAUGCAUCCUACACUGUCAAGUUCUAUGAUGGUGUCGUCCAAACAGUCAAAGGAAUCCAUGUGAAACCCUCAACCAAAGAGAGAAGAAAGAAAUUAACUGCUAAAAAUGGAGAGACACCCAUGUUAAAAAAGACAGAAAAGGACAAGAACAUGCAGGAGGAGAAUGGAAUCAGCGGUGCUAAACAAGCAGCAGGACAAACUGACUGUGUUCCUGAGGAAGAGGAAGAUGAGAUCUCAGAUUUGGAUAGAGAAGAAGGUGAACAGAAGAAAAGCAAUGGGAAUGGGACAUGCCUUAAAGUGGAAAACGUAAGCGUAAAGGAGGAAAAUGAGGAGAGAGUCUUGGAGCAAUAUGAAGAAAUGCACCGAGCAAAUUCAGAUUCAUCUGCCGGGAACAAAACGUCCCAAAACAGAGGAUCAGGAGCAGACGGUGAGGAUCAAAUGAGGCAUGCGGAGCAGCCUACGGGGACACAUGUGUGGGCCACUUUACUGAACACCAUCACUAAGGUUCAGCCCCUUCUGAUCACCAGUCACGGUACUGAGGAAUCUAGACCAAGGAAAGAUUCUUGGCUUCAGAACUCAUCACUCUUAGAGUCUGACAGCGGUCUGGCAUGGACUGUCCUGUGGGUUUUCAGAUGUCGGUACAGACCGGCCCAACUUAGCAUUGUACAUAUGGCUCAUCAGCUGGAAGAAGUUGAGAUCUGCCGGCAAUAUGUCCUGGAGCAGGUGUCUAGACUGCCUCAAUGUGAAUCUAGUGCAGGACGCUCCACAGAGCUUGAGAUGAGCAUAGAGGACAGAUGGAACAGAGUACUGCUGGAUACCUCAACCAUGGUGGAGUUCAAAAAGGCACAGCUCCAGCAGGUCACACAGUACCACCAGCAAAAACGGGUUCUCACGGAUACUCUACAUAACCUGGAGGCUGAGCUCAACACAAUGACACAGGAUUGCAUUGACAGCAGCACCUUGCAAGUGGAGAAGCUGAAUGCAUUCCUGAAGAACAUGCAGAAGAAGAGAGGCAUACUAGAGGAACUCCUACAGACAUGCUCUCAGAUUUCAGCCCAUCUGGAUGAGGCAGAGGGACCUGUGGCCUGCAUUGAACCUUUCAGGACUUUACAGGAGAGAUGGGAAACUAUAGAGCGGGUUGCCUCCAGCAGUCUGUGGUGUGCUAACAUCUGCACAGCAGAAGUAUCUGCACUCCUGCAAGAAGCCAGAGAUCUGCACCAUGAACUGGAGCUUCUGGAGAAGUCAGUUUCUCUUCCGCAUCCCUCUCGAGGACAAAUGGACUGCCGAAGUGAGCUACAAGAAACUGUCAGAUCUGCAAACCUGACAGCGUUAGCGGAGCUCUACGUGUACCUUCUUGAGGUCUCUCAGGCUCUUUCCUCAAGUCCGCUGGGAAAAAAAGAGCUCAGAGAUGUUGAGGACGCAAUGCAGGGCCUGAAAUCUCAGCUUGCUCUGACUCAGGAGACGCUCAGCUCUCAGACUUCGAAUGGCAAUGGCUGUUCACCGAUCACGAGGAUUAUAAGGGACUAUGUUACAUGGGCUAAACAUUCGGAAAGCGAAGUCAGCAGGAGAAGGAGUUUGGCUCUGUUUCCUGAAGAGGCGAGUCACCAGGUCAGCCACAUGAAGAAACUGCAGUCUGAAACAUCUCUUAAGAAGUUUCAGUUGGCCUCUGUAUUGAAAGAGCUAAGAGAGGAAGUUACAGGACUUGACAAGGAGGAUUCCAUGUCUCCCACCCUUGCUUGCCUAGAGGAUUUGUACGUUAAGAUUACAGAGAAGACCGAAUGUGCUGUUGCAGAAAUGAACAGACUGUUUCAUAUAAGAGAGAGACUGUGGAAACAGAUCACUGACAGCAGCUCUUGGUUAACCUCAGUAUUAGAAAAAGAGUCUGGUAAAACAGUGGCUUCUGAACCUAAAACUACUAUCCCAGAAUUGAGGGUUCAGCUUCAGGUAUGCACAGAGGCUUUGAAGGAAGCCGAGAGACAAGCAAAUAACUUGGAGAUUCUGUUAGAUGAAGUAAAAAGUGUGAAUCACGGUCUGAGUGUACUCGAAAGCUUUCAGCUUAUCAAUAGGCUAACAGCCUUACAAGAAGAGGUAUCUAGGGUUGUGAACCGUAAGUGGGCCUUGCGCUGGGUGCUUGAAGAACUCCUUCAUGCUCAGGAAUCUUCUGCUGAGGAACAGAACGUCAUUCUGAAGAGCUUGAGACAGAUGAGUGCUGAUGUCAUGAGGCAGAAGUAUCCCGUAACAAGGGACUCGCUCUUGGCUCUUGAACCUGUUCAGCACAUUCUGAUGGAGCUCCUGUGCAAGGUGCCGGAAAUUCCACACUGCCCAGAUUCUCGGAGAAAAGAGAUGCUCAACACUAUAUUAGACCUACAGAGGAGAAUGCAUCUGCUGGAGUUGCAAGCCAAAGAGCAUGAGGAGUGCCUCAUUUUAAGGCAGCACAUGGAGAACUCCAAAGAGGUGGUGAAGAAGAGCUUGUCGCAGAUUGUAGACUCAAGUGUAGGAGCUGACAUAAGGCUCGGCUUUUGUCAGGCUGUCCUGGUGGAGCUACCUCUGGUGAGAAUGACAUGUCAAGAGGCCGCUGACCACCUUGAGGCCAUUUCGAAAGAUCUCUAUCCAUCCCAGCUGACAGCAGAAAGGCAAAAAAUCAGUUUGGUCAUUGAGCAGCUCGCCUCUUGGGAGCUCACAGUAAAAAAUGAGGCUAAAACCCUUGAGUGCUCUCUGGCAGAGCGACUUGGGAGUCCUACAGACCUCAGUCCAUUCACUGAGCUCUUCAACAGUGUCAGGCAGCAGCUGAAGGAGAGCAUCUGCUUGGAUCCAGAUAAUGAGACCAUUGAUGCAGAGCUACGAAAGCACUGGAUGCAAAUCCAGACCGUUGAGUCUGUUCUACGAAUGCUAGAGCACUGCAGGAGAGCAGUAGAUGCUGAAAACUACCAGACGGCCACUGGUCUUGGCCAGAAAACUCUUAAUGAUUGCGGUAUGCAUAUGGACAAGCUGCUCCAAGCUCGGGAGGCACUGAAGCAUUACCACUGGGCUGUUCAGGGUGCAGAGAGCUUCUUUCAGCAGAUUGGAUCCAAUCUCAUGAUCCCCUCUGAUGGCUUCAAAGGCUACAAAGAGCAGCAUCGCUCUAUUCAACAGAUUUUCAGCACUCUGGUUGAGGGUUUCCAGACCCGCUUGUCUGAAGUUGGUGCUUCUGUUCCCCAGCAGACAUGCCUCUCCAUCCCUCUAACCGAGCAGCUUCAUAUUGAGGUUUUGAGUCACCUUAUAGUACAAGAUGCCAAAUUAGAAUCUCAGGCUCAGCUCAGACUUGAGGCCUUACAGAGGUCCAUGAAAGACCAAAUUGUUCACAUGAGUCACCAUGAAGAAAUGAGCCAACUUCUCAAAAAUGUUGAUUCUCGAAUCUCUAGUCAAUGCUUAAGUCAAAAACCGACUGAUUCCAAAGCCUGCCAAGAUCAACAGCUGAAAGUAAAGUUGCUCCAGACAGAGCUAAAGAACCUCGCUAAAAGGCUGGAGGAAUUGAGGGAAAGUUGCCCAGGUCUACGCUGCAAAGCACCUGUGGAUCUGAUGCUGGGACAGCUGUGGAGGUCUUGGGCAGUGCUGCAGUGGAGAUUAGAAUCACUCAAAGCCAGCUCGUCUCAUAAAGAAGCAGAGUGGAGAGACUUUGUGAUACGUCUGAAUAAAUCAAAGGAAGGUCUUGACAGACUGCAGAAUGAUCUUCCAGACUCCACUAUGGUGGCGGGAUCCUUGGUGGAUCUUCAGGUUGUUCUGAGCCUCACUGAGCGCCUUCAAGAUGGGAUUGAGCAGGAGCAUCACACUUUGGCAUCUCUACAACACAAUGUGGCACGAUUGCUUGGGGUCUCAAAUUUGCAGCAGCUGAAAGUGUGCCCUCAAAUCUGCCAGGACUUGCAGUCUUUACAGGGUCAUUGCAGAAGCCUCAGAGAUCAGAGCAAUAACAUCCGUCGGGAGGUGCUUUUUGAGAUCCAGGAGUUGGGUCGUGUGCAGGAGGAGUUGAGUGCCAUUCAGCAGAAUGUUCUCUCUCUUUUGGCGGUUUUAGAGUCAGAGUCAGCUGCUCAACACUUACAGGAAGUCAAAAUGGAAUUGGUUUCACAGAAGGCUCGACUGCAGGAUGUCAUGGACAGAGUGCAGAAGAAAUGGAGCUGUGUACCCUCAGAGAUUCAAAUCUUACAGAAUGAGCUUGACGUCUCCAUGCAGGAGGCUAAGGACAAAUUGGGCAUGGUCAUGGAGAGAAGUGGUCCUCUCCAUAAAAUGGGUGAGCUGAUUGGAGAGGUGACCGUAGGCUUGAAUUGUGUGCAGGCCCUGCUAAAACAAACAAGUCCUAAUUUUUCUGAGGCCGAACGUACACAAAAGCGUAUAUGGGAUGAGCUGGACCAGUGGCACACGCGAAUAGCUGAGCUGGAGGCUGAGGUGCAGGAUCUGGCUGAGCAAAAGCCUGAGAGAGAACACGUCCUAAUGGACCAGCUCACGGAGCCUCUGCAGCUCUACCAGACCACAGCAAAACAGGCCGAGCAAAGGACCGCCCUCCUCAGCAAAAUCCCUGCCUGUCUGCAGGACUAUGAGGGUUUACUCAAUAGCUCCAACUGCUGGUUGAGAGAGGCUCAGUCCUGGCUGGUCGCUCCCAGAACCUACACCACUGCGAAAUGCAUCCACUGCCACGCCAACUCCCUCAAGAUGAUGCUGGAUGAAUCAGAGGGAUACAGGGCAGCUCUGGAGGCCUUCCUGCCUGCCCUGCAGGAGAUCACUCUGGUGUGUGACACCAGCCCUCAACAACAACUUCUCCAACUGUGUAUACAAAACAUCACACUCAUACAGCAAAGCGUUUUGGAGCCUCUCUCCCACCUUCAGCACCUAGCAGCUGAGAUGGACGCCAUUGAAGCAGAGGUAAAGACAAUGGAGAAAAAUAUAACUAAGAUCAGAACAAUUCUUUCGGCCACUGACACAGAGAACAUUUUUCCUGAGGAACAUCUUGAGAACAUGCAGGUCAUUCUGGAUAAUGUUCAGUCAAUGAAGAGGACCAUUGAUGAGAUUGAGAGCUGCAGGCCAGGCCUGGGGCUUCCUGCUGGGGCAGAGCAGACUCUCACAGCCUUCCAUAGGGCCCAAGAGCUCCUGCAGCCAAUCCAGGAGCUACAGCAGCUCAGUGUGGAGCGGAACACCGCGUUAAUGGCCUCUAUUGGGCAACCAGCUGAAAUGAUUCUCCCUUCAGACCAAACCACAGAAUUCACGAUGCCUCAUCUUUACACUGGAGAUGUGAGGCAGGUGUCCAUGGAAGCCCCUUACACUGAGGAGGAAGAUGAAGACAAUCAGUCUUCAUCCUCAGGAACUCUCACAAGCAGUAUUCCAGAGGACCCAGAUGAGACAAUAGAGGAGGAAGAUGUUAAGACAGGCGCUGCCUCUGCUGUAACAGAGUGUGUCACUAAGGAAUCAUCUCCUGAAGAAGUAGUUGAUUUUCCUGCAAUUAAGCAUGUAAUACAGGACACUGACACAGGAAGUUGUUUACUGGAGCCUUCUGGCUUCUCUGAAAUGCCUGGCAUAGACAGCAGACCAGUUACUGAAGAGACAAUUUCCCUACCUGCACUAACAUCCCAACACUUAAAAGAAUUUACAAAUGAUAGUUGUCUGAAGCCUGACAGUGCAAAUAUAGCUAAGGAAACGCAAAACGAGUGCACAGAAACCAAGCUGACUGAAGCAGUACCAGCAAAGCCAGGAAUAUGCUCCGAAAUCAUCAUGUUAAAAUCAAGAGAUGCCAGUGAAUUGAUUGAAGAUUCUGAAUCUGUAGAUCAGAAUGAAGUAACUGUAAACACAGAAACGGGUACACGUGAUCAAGUGAAAACAACAGCUGCAAAGCCACCCGACACAGAGGCAGUAAAUGUUACUGAUGGUGACCAGACCCAGACAGAUACUAAACCCAUAGACGCCGCAGCUCCUCUUUUGCUCUCCCGGCAGCUUAUAGAAUGUGUGCCACAGGAAGAUACACUGGAAAUACAGAGAGAUCUGAUUGAGGCCAUCAUUCACGAGAGCAGCAGCCAGUCUCAAGAACACACAUUUCAACACACAGCAACUCUCAGCGAUCUGUCUGAAGGAGGAGGUGAAGAUCAAGAGAGUUUAGUCCAGCCUCUCACCUCGUUGAAGGAAACUUCGGAGACCCUUGGAUCAUGUCAGGAUAUCAGCUAUUUCGAGACGAGACAGCAUCUGUCAGAGAUUCCGGUGUCUGCAUUGAAUGCCAGUGAAUCACAGAUGGGAGACUCAAAAAAACUCCUCAAGGACCUUUCAAGCAUCAAGAGUCUGCAAAGCGACACAUGGACUUUGGUGCUUGAGCGGCGGAGAUUAGUGGGACAGAAUAAUGUUGAUCUCCAGAGAUGUUCUGAAGCUCUUCUGAACGGUCUGCGGGGUCUCCAGGCACUGGGCUUUGAGCGGCUGCUGCGCAGUCAGGAUGCACAGCCACGAAACUGCAGUCAGCUGCACAGUCUGCUCACAGAACACAAGAAAUGCUUCCAAGAUUUGGGGCAGAACCUUGUAAUGGUGAAGCUGCAAUACCAUAAGCUGCCAGAGGGGGCACUGCAGGCCCAAGCAGAGGUGGCGCAUUUAAUAUCAGCUCUACAGGAUCAAGCACAAACUCAUGGUGUCCGAAUGCAGCACAGCUUAGAGGAGUGGUCUCGGUACGAGGAGGUCACUGAGAGACUGGGUAAGCAGUUGGAUGAGAUGGAGACAAACAUGUCCAGUCUGGAUUCAGAGCUAGAGGGAGACCUGCAGGGACAGCUGCAGUCCUAUGAGAGAUUGCAGAAGGUCCUGGAAGACACAAGGCCUCAGGUGUGGGAGAUCCAAGACCGACUCAGGAUCCUGCAAGAAAAGGGGUGUUGCCGUGAGCGGCCAGGCCAGCCUGUACCAAAAUCACAGAUCAGUAAUGAACCCACCGAUCGCAAUGAGCACAUCCUGUUUGCUGAGCAGCUGGGAGCUCUCAGUCUGAGUUGGCUUAUUCUACAGGUCAAAAUUGACAGCAUGAUUCAUGAUGUUGAGGACCAAUGGCAGACCUGCACAGACAGAGAAAAGCGUUUGUACUAUAUGCACACCUGGAUCUCUCAAUGUAUGGAAUGGGUGAAAAACAGCUGGCGACCAGAGAGCUGCUCACAGAUUGAGCAAACGUUACAGGAGUGUGAGGAGACAGAGGAAAGGCUGCAGGUGAAGUCCUCUGAGCUGAAGACUUUGGGAGCUCUUCACCUGUUCGGGCAGCAGGACGGUGAACAUCCUGGAGAUCAAGCAUUCUCCAAACAGGUGAAUUCAGCCAUCCAGGACUGCCAAGCUUUGAGUCAACAGAUAAAUGCUCUCAAGUCAGGUUUACAGCCAAUCAAAGAUGAAUGGACUCACUUUGAAUCUAAAAUGAGUGCAGCAGAACUGCAAACAACCGGGGUGCUCUACAAGCUGGAGCUCUGCAGAGUUCCUGUGUUCUCAUCUGAGCAGAGCCAAAGUCAUGUGGAGCAUCUGCAAGAGCUUGAAGGGGAGCUGAACCGAUCAGAGACCUGGACCCAGUUAACUGAGUUGUUUUCUGACUUGAAAGACAAACUCAACCCUUAUGCGUCUGAACUUUUGUCUGAUCGUCUAGAGAAAGAGAGAACUCGACAUCAAGCAGUGACUGAAGAUGUGCAUGCAGAUUUACUGAAGGCCCAGAAUGCAUUGCGGCUUUGGCUGGAGUAUGAGCGUCUCACGGGAGAGUGCUGCGUUCAGCUAAAUCAGCACUGGGAGAGGCUUGGAGAGCUUAUGAGUUCUUCAGACAGAGAAGAAAACACUGUAGAGCUGCUCAACAGCAGGAUGCAGGGCAUCAGUGCUCUGGAGAAAGACAUGCCGGCCUUGCAAAGCAGUGUGGGAAAAAUCCUGGAGGCCUCGAAGCUUCUCAUUGGGCAGAUGAAACCCCAGUCAGCCCCUCUAAUCAAAUCAGAAACAAGGUUGCUAUCACGUGACCAUGCAUAUCUUGGCAAGGCACUUUCUGACAUUGGGGCACAAGUUCAGGAGGAGCUGGAGGAGCACUGCAGUUUCAGCACUGAGUUGAAAUCAAUGGAGCAACAACUUAAAAACUUUGAGAGCAUUAUGACCUCCUCUGCUACAAGCAUGGAUCGACUAAAGAUGGUUCUGUUAGAUCUGAGUGGGCUGAACCCUAAACUUGCUGCUCUGAAUGAAACGAGUUUCAGACUCUCCUUAAGCCCUACAGAGGAAGAGAGGUUACAGUCCCUCAACGCACAGUGGGUUCAGGUCUUCUCUCAGGCUUCAGACCGACACAGGAAGAUGUAUGGAGAGCUGCUGCAUGCUCAGAACUUCCAACAGAAGUGCCAGUGCUGGAUGGAGUUCCAGGACAAAAUCAAGGCUGGGUUAUCCAAUCAGACGUCUGGAAACUGUGCUGCUGUAAAAGAGCAGCUAGCUGCACAUCAGAAGCUGAAAGUGGAGGUCCUCCUCAGCCAGCAGCUGGAUGCCAUAAUCAGUGAGGGUUUGCACUUCCUGGAGAGCAGUCAGAAUGAGGACAGGAGUCAUCUGAUUCUGAGAGUCACCCAGCUAAAGGCACAAUGGCAGGGGACACAGCAAAGGGUCCAGCAGCAUGGCAGAUGUUUGGAAGGGCUGAUGGGACAGUGGCAACUCUAUGAGGCCGGCUCAGGGAAACUUUCAAAGUUACUCAGACACAUCGAAGAACUUCUGCCCCUAGCAGGACUUGCGCCGUGCAGCUUACAGCAAGUCCAAUGCGCUAUAAAAAACUUUGAGUGGACAGAGGAGCGACUACAGCUUCAUGAAGAACUCUACAAGCAGACUGUGGAGGCAGGGGGACACAUCCUAAUACUAACAGAUGCGCAGACGCAGACACGCCUGCAGACUGAACUGGAUGCUCUCAAAGAGAUGUGGGAGAGAAGCUGUGGCCUUGUGAUCUGUGAAACUGGCCUGGCUGAUAGUGCUCUCAAACUGAAAGAGAUAAAAGCAAGACUGAAGAGUCCGUUGCCAGAGAAGCUAGAAGAUCUAAAGUCACACAUGCAGCUCAUCAAGGAAAAGUUGGCAUAAAAUAAAGAAAAAACAUUUAUUAACCAAUGAAAUGUAGGCAAGUUUGUGAUGGCAUUGUGCAGAUGGUUAUUUCGCAAACAGGAAAUAGCUGAUCGCCUGAAUGCCUGGAUCAUCUUCAAUGAUAAAAACAAGGAGCUCUGUGACUGGCUGACGCAGAUGGAGAAAAAAGUGGCACAUAGGGGUGAAAACCUUAGUAUUGAGGAAAUGGUGGAGAAACUUAAAAAGGACUGUAUGGAGGAGAUUAAUCUCUUCAGCGAGAACAAGAGCCACCUCAAGCAGCUGGGCGAGCAGCUCCUAUUGGCCAGCGACAAGGCUAAGGAGGCAGAGAUUCACGGGGCCUUGCGCGAUGUCAACGACCGCUGGCAGCACCUGUUCGACCACAUUGAGACCAGGGUGAAAAAGCUUACAGAAACCCUGGUGACAGUGCAGCAGUUGGAUAAGAACAUGAAUAACCUUCGCUCUUGGCUCACUGGCAUUGAAGCUGAGCUGGCCAAACCCAUUCACUACAGUAUCUGCCAUAGAGAUGAGAUCCAAAAGAGACUGACUGAGCAACAGGACCUGCAACAUGACAUCGAGCAGCACACUGAAAGGGUGGCAUCUGCUCUCACCCUGUGUGACGUGCUUCUGCACAAUGAGGAUGCCUGCAGCAGUGAUGGAGAGAAUGACUCCAUCCAGCAGACCACGCAGCGCUUGGACCAGCGCUGGAGAAAUAUCUGCUCCACGUCUCUGGAGAGGAGGCUGAGGAUUGAGGAGACGUGGCGACUGUGGUGUAAAUUUCAGGAGGAUUACUCUUCCUUCGAGGUCUGGCUGAACGUGGCUGAGCGCUCUGCUGCUGAACCCAAUUCAUCAGACAUUGUGUACACUGAUGCCAAAGAGGAACUUCAGAAAUAUGAGGUUUUCCAAAGGCAAGUGCAUGAGAGUCUGACCCAGCUGGAAAUUAUUAAUAACCAGUACAGACGACUAGCGCGGGAGAAUCGGACCGAUGCAGCCAGCAGACUCAGGGCCAUGGUGCAUCAGGGGAACCAGCGCUGGGAUGCGCUCCAGAGGAGAGUGGCUGCAAUACUACGCAGACUCCGGCAUUUCACAAGUCAGAGAGAAGAGUUUGAGGGAACCCGCGAGAGCCUCCUCGUCUGGCUGAAUGAGAUAGACCUCCAGCUGACCAAUGUAGAGAACUUCUCAGAGAGCCAUCUCCAAGACAAGAUGAAACAGCUGAAGAGUUUUAAGAAAGAGAUCACUCUGAACACCAAUAAGAUUGAUGCUCUGAUCGUUUUUGGGGAGGGUCUGAUUCAGAGGAGCUGUCCUCAAGAUGCUGUUGUGAUAGAAGAUGAGUUAGAGGAACUGCACACAUACUGUCAAGAGGUGUUCGGCAGGGUGGCCCGAUUCCACCAGCGCCUCACCAGUCUCCGCCCGCUGGACGUCAUUGAUGGUGAGCAGUCCAGAGGGACACUGGCCACCCCCUCCUCCAGCCAGCCCUCCAUGUGCCUGCUAUUGCCACCUCAGGAGCACUCGGGCCGUGAAACCCCCGUCAGUGUGGAUUCCAUCCCUCUGGAGUGGGACCACACCGGGGACGUUGGCGGCUCUUCUUCACAUGAUGAGGAAGAGGAUGCUGCCUUCUUCUCUGCCCUGUCAGGACAGAAUUGGCACUUUCAAAAUACACCUGAAGGGAAAUCCUUCCAGCUGAACUCCUCCUCACCUACACACAGCUGCACUCCUUUUAAACAAGACUACGUCCAGCUGAUGUCUGAGUGCAGCGGCAGCAUUAAGAGUGUGAAGAAGGUUUCUAUGAUCCUGGAUGAUGAGGAACAGCAGGAGGAACAAGGCCUCACUGCCCUCAACACUGCAGACAAACAGUCAGAUGACCUGCAACAUGACAUCGAGCAGCACACUGAAAGGGUGGCAUCUGCUCUCACCCUGUGUGACGUGCUUCUGCACAAUGAGGAUGCCUGCAGCAGUGAUGGAGAGAAUGACUCCAUCCAGCAGACCACGCAGCGCUUGGACCAGCGCUGGAGAAAUAUCUGCUCCACGUCUCUGGAGAGGAGGCUGAGGAUUGAGGAGACGUGGCGACUGUGGUGUAAAUUUCAGGAGGAUUACUCUUCCUUCGAGGUCUGGCUGAACGUGGCUGAGCGCUCUGCUGCUGAACCCAAUUCAUCAGACAUUGUGUACACUGACGCCAAAGAGGAACUUCAGAAAUAUGAGGUUUUCCAAAGGCAAGUGCAUGAGAGUCUGACCCAGCUGGAAAUUAUUAAUAACCAGUACAGACGACUAGCGCGGGAGAAUCGGACCGAUGCAGCCAGCAGACUCAGGGCCAUGGUGCAUCAGGGGAACCAGCGCUGGGAUGCGCUCCAGAGGAGAGUGGCUGCAAUACUACGCAGACUCCGGCAUUUCACAAGUCAGAGAGAAGAGUUUGAGGGAACCCGCGAGAGCCUCCUCGUCUGGCUGAAUGAGAUAGACCUCCAGCUGACCAAUGUAGAGAACUUCUCAGAGAGCCAUCUCCAAGACAAGAUGAAACAGCUGAAGAGUUUUAAGAAAGAGAUCACUCUGAACACCAAUAAGAUUGAUGCUCUGAUCGUUUUUGGGGAGGGUCUGAUUCAGAGGAGCUGUCCUCAAGAUGCUGUUGUGAUAGAAGAUGAGUUAGAGGAACUGCACACAUACUGUCAAGAGGUGUUCGGCAGGGUGGCCCGAUUCCACCAGCGCCUCACCAGUGGUAUUAUACUGGACGUCAUUGAUGGUGAGCAGUCCAGAGGGACACUGGCCACCCCCUCCUCCAGCCAGCCCUCCAUGUGCCUGCUAUUGCCACCUCAGGAGCACUCGGGCCGUGAAACCCCCGUCAGUGUGGAUUCCAUCCCUCUGGAGUGGGACCACACCGGGGACGUUGGCGGCUCUUCUUCACAUGAUGAGGAAGAGGAUGCUGCCUUCUUCUCUGCCCUGUCAG
Molecule: messenger RNA, 18535 nt
Organism: Sinocyclocheilus grahami
Lineage: Eukaryota; Metazoa; Chordata; Actinopteri; Cypriniformes; Cyprinidae
Product: nesprin-2-like
Molecular function (GO): protein binding
Source: RefSeq, a predicted model, not a curated record